UUAUAUCAUUUGUAUUGCCACUUAUCUCUACUCGAUCAACGUUACGUGUAACUAUUCCUCGUGCAAUUAAAAGUCCCCCCCUGUAUCUGCACCUCCCCCGCCAUCCCCGCCAAACCCACCGCCAUCUCCGCCGAAUCCGCCACCAUCAUGAUGGUGGUGGCCAAACCCGCCGUCGCCAGCAUCCGCGAGCAUUCCCCCCAUGAUCAUACCAGUUACAAACCCACUGUUGUUGCCAUACACCACUCCCGGCUGAUGGUGCACCACCACUUGGGGUUGGGGGGCGUAUACGACAGCCGGCUGCUGCAUCGGAUACCCCGGUUGCUGCAUCGGAUACCCUGGUUGCUGCAUCGGGUAGCCAGGUUGCUGCAUGGGGUAGCCGGGUUGCUGUACAGCGUAUCCAGGUUGCUGUACAGGGUAGCUACCUUGCUGCAUGGGAUAGCUGCCUUGCUGUACAGGGUAGCCAGGUUGCUGGAUUGGAUAGCUACCUUGCUGUAUAGGGUAGCCAGGUUUUUGCAUUGGGUAGGCGGGUUGCUGCACCGGCACAGCCAUGGGAUAAGGCUGAGUUUGCACGAACGUCGCUGUGGUGGUGUUGAUUUUGGGAUGGCCGGACGUUGUGCAGCAACACAAGGCUUGGCAAGUCUUCUUGCACACGACACAAGCGAUCAACAAGAUGACGAGGAACGCCACAACGCCAAUGAUUCCUCCGGCCAGGCCACCGCUCGAGUUGGACGUGGUGAUGGUGUUCGUGUCGCAGUUGCACGCGUAGUUGGUCACGACGCACUUGGCGCCAGUGGGGCAGCAGCACCCCAGCGUUUGCGAGCCCGACAGCCAGUGGCCGCAGAAGAUGCCGGGGGUGUUACGGAAGGCCAAUUCGCACCUUUGAGUUUGUUCGCAUUGCUGGCACCCCGUGAGUGGCGUCGCCGUGGUUGUAGCUGCGUCCACAAUAGCUAACCCAAGCCCAAGACUUGUCACCCACCGCGUAGCCAUAAUGGC
Molecule: messenger RNA, 993 nt
Organism: Aphanomyces astaci
Lineage: Eukaryota; Oomycota; Saprolegniomycetes; Saprolegniales; Verrucalvaceae
Exons: 1
Coding region: 148-951 (267 amino acids)
Source: RefSeq, a predicted model, not a curated record